Molecule: messenger RNA, 4184 nt
Organism: Pteronotus mesoamericanus
Lineage: Eukaryota; Metazoa; Chordata; Mammalia; Chiroptera; Mormoopidae
Gene: PER2
Product: period circadian regulator 2
Exons: 23
Coding region: 148-3996 (1282 amino acids)
Biological process (GO): entrainment of circadian clock by photoperiod; negative regulation of transcription by RNA polymerase II; circadian regulation of gene expression
Cellular component (GO): cytoplasm; nucleus
Molecular function (GO): transcription cis-regulatory region binding; transcription corepressor binding
Source: RefSeq, a predicted model, not a curated record
GGCGGCGGCGGCGGCGGCGGCGGGCUGCGCUGGGGACGACGCGCUGCUCUCGGCGGCUGCGACAGCGGGCGCGGGGUCAGCGGACAGACGCGCGGGCCGACGAGCGGACAGGCGAGGUCGCGGCUGCACGCUUCCUUCAGGGCCGACAUGAACGGGUUUGCGGGAUUCGCCCCCGGCCCCAGCAGCCCCUCCAAGGAGCCCACGGCCCCGGGGGCGCCGCCCCAGGAGGACGUGGACAUGAGCAGCGGCUCGAGCGGAAACGAGGCCGCCCACGAGAACUGCUCCACAGGGCGGGACUCGCAGGGCAGCGACUGCGACGACAGCAGCAAGGAGCUGCGGAUGCUGGUGGAGCCGCCCGACGCCCAGGACAGUCCGGAUGCCUUUAGCCUGAUGCUGGCAAAGUCGGAACACAACCCAUCCACCAGCGGCUGCAGCAGUGAGCAGUCUGCCAAGGCCGACACGCACAAAGAGCUGAUCAAAACGCUCAAGGAGCUGAAGGUCCACCUGCCCGCUGACAAGAAGGCCAAGGGGAAAGCCAGCACGCUGGCGACUUUAAAAUAUGCCCUGAGGAGUGUGAAGCAGGUGAAAGCCAACGAGGAGUACUACCAGCUGCUCAUGGCCAGCGAGAAGCACUCGUGCGGCGCGGACGUGCCCUCCUAUACCCUCGAGGAGAUCCAGAGUGUCACCUCCGAGUUCAUCAUGAAGAACGCGGACAUGUUCGCUGCGGCCGUGUCCCUGGUCACCGGGAAGGUCCUGUACAUCUCCGACCAGGUGGCCUCCAUCUUCCACUGCCGGAGGGACGCCUUCCGUGACGCCAAGUUCGUGGAGUUCCUGGCGCCCCACGACGUCAGCGUGUUCCACAGCUCCACCACACCGUACAAGCUUCCGCCCUGGAGCGUCUGCAGUGGGGCAGAUUCCUUCACUCAAGAAUGCAUGGAGGAGAAAUCUUUCUUCUGCCGCGUCAGCGUCGGGAAGAGCCACGAGACCGAGGUCCGCUACCACCCGUUCCGCAUGACACCUUACCUGGUCCAGGUGCCGGAGCAGCAGGGCGCCGAGAGCCAGCUGUGCUGCGUGCUGCUGGCCGAGAGGGUGCACUCGGGCUACGAAGCCCCUAGAAUUCCUCCGGAAAAGAGAAUUUUUACGACCACACAUACACCCAAUUGUUUGUUCCAGGACGUGGACGAAAGGGCCGUCCCCCUCCUGGGCCACCUACCUCAGGACCUGAUCGAGACCCCCGUGCUUCUGCAGCUGCACCCCAGCGACAGGCCCUUGAUGCUCACCAUCCACAAAAAAAUUGUGCAGGCCGGCGGACAGCCCUUCGACUACUCGCCCCUGCGGUUCCGCGCCCGGAACGGGGAGUACGUCACGCUGGACAGCAGCUGGUCCAGCUUCAUCAACCCCUGGAGCAGGAAGAUCUCCUUCAUCAUCGGGCGGCACAGGGUCAGAGUGGGCCCUUUGAACGAGGACGUGUUCGCUCAGCCGUGCACGGAGGAGCAGCCGCUGCACCCGGGCACUCAGGAGCUCACGGAGCAGAUCCACCGGCUGCUGCUGCAGCCUGUGCCCCACAGCGGUUCCAGCGGCUACGGGAGCCUGGGCAGCAACGGGUCCCACGAGCACCUCAUGAGCCAGACCUCCUCCAGCGACAGCAACGGCCACGAGGACGCGCGCCGGCGAAGAGCCGAAAUUUCCAAAAAUGGUAACAAGGUCAAAACCAAAAGUCAUUAUUCUGAUGAAUCUGGAGAACAGAAGGGAAAAUCUGCCACAGACGUGCGAAAUGGUUCCCCUGCUCAGGGCACAGCCUUCCGGGACGCGGAGAAGGCCAGCUCAGGUGCCAGCCCGCCCAAGGCCGCCUUCCCCGAGGAGCUGGCCUGCAGGAGCCAGCCGGCCGGCUCCUACCAGCAGAUCAGCUGCCUGGACAGCGUCAUCAGGUACCUGGAGAGCUGCAGUGAGGCCACCACCCUGAAGAGGAAGUGUGAGUCCCCAGGGAACGCGUCCACGCAGAAGGCCAGUGACAAGCGGAAGGCCACCGGCAGCCCCGGGCCGCCCCCUGCAGAGGCAGCGGUGGCCCCCAGGGUGAACAGGCACGCGGACGUCAGCGCGCACUUGCCCUCGCUGACCCUGCCGGGCAAGGCGGAGAGCGUGGUGUCCCUCACCAGCCAGUGCAGCUACAGCAGCACCAUCGUGCACGUGGGCGACAAGAAGCCGCAGCCUGAGCUCGAGAUGGCGGAAGACCCCGCGAGUGGGCCCGAGUCCCUGGACUGCCUGGCGGGCCCUGCCGCCCCCUGCGGCCUCGGCCCGGAGAAGGAGCCCUUCAGGAGGCUGGGCCUCACCAAGGAGGUGCUGGCCGCCCACACGCAGAAGGAGGAGCAGAACUUCCUGCUCAAGUUCAAGGAGACAAGGAAACUCAACGUUCUCCAGUCGCGCUGCCAUUACUACUUGCACGAAAGGUCCAGGGGGCAGGCGAGCGACAGAGCUGCUCCUGGGCUGAGAAACACGUCUGGAAUAGACUCAUCAUGGAAAAAAACCGGGAAGAACAGAAAGCUGAAGUCCAAACGGGCCAAGCCACGGGACUCCUCCGAGAGCACGGGGUCCGGGGGGCCCGCGCCCCACCGGCCCCCGCUGGUGGGCCUGAACGCCACAGCCUGGUCGCCGUCGGACACGUCCCAGUCCAGCUGCCCCGCGAUGCCCUUCCCCAGCGCCGUGCCAGCCUACUCCCUGCCCGUGUUCCCAGCGCCCGGGAUUGUGCCAGCGGCGCCAGGGGCGGUGGCGGCGGCACCUCUGGAGCCCCACGCCAGCUUCGCGGUGCCCACCAUGCCCACGGACACCCCGCACGAGUUUGCGGUCCAGCCACCGCCGUUCGCUGCCCCCCUGGCCCCGGUCAUGGCCUUGGUGAUACCCAGCUACCCGUUCGCCCCCGUGGCGCCGAGCCUGCCGCCGGCCUUCCUCCCCAGCCAGAUGGUCCCUGCCUCGCAUCCCGAGCUCCCUGGUCGGACCUCGCCGCACAAGCAGCCCUGCGCCUGUCCUCGGGCAGAGCGGGGGCCCCCGGUGUCACGCGUGGCCACCCCGGCCACUCCGCCGUCGGCCACCGGGCCCUCGGGCCGGGCCUCCCCGCCCCUCUUCCAGUCGCGCGGCAGCUCCCCUCUGCAGCUCAACCUGCUGCAGCUGGAGGAGGCCCCCGAGGGCAGUGCCGGGGCCGCGGGGGCCGCGCCGGACUGCAAGCCGGGCACGUCCUGGGACUGGCCGCCAGCGGCACCGCCGACCGUGAGGAUUCCCUGCUGCUCCUUCUCCACCGCAGGCGGGCCCACAGCCGUCACGCGCGAGGAGCCCCCGGACGCCCAGAACAGCGACGCCCUCUCCACGUCCAGCGACCUGAUCGACCUCCUGCUGCGCGAGGACCUCUGCUCCGCCGAAGGGUCGGCCCCGUCGAGGAGCGGGGCCUCCGCCGCCUCCGACUCCCUGGGCUCCAGCUCGCUGGGCUGCGGCGCCUCCGGGAGCGGGACAGGCAGCAGUAACACGAGCCACACCAGCAAGUAUUUUGGAAGCAUUGACUCCUCGGAGGACAGCCGCAAAGCCAAGGCUCAGGCCGAGGCGGAGGAGCGCGAGCACUUCAUCAAGGGAGCCCUCCGGGACCCUGUCUGGCUGCUGCUGGCCGACGCGGACGACGGCGUCAUGAUGACGUACCAGCUGCCCUCCCGGAGCCUGGAGGCCGUCCUGAAGGCGGACAGAGAGAAGCUGCAGCUGCUGCAGAGGCUGCAGCCCCGCUUCACCGAGGGGCAGAAGCAGGAGCUGCAGGAGGUGCACCCGUGGGUGCGGGUGGGCGGCCUGCCCGAGGCCGUGGACGUGGCGGAAUGUGUUUACUGUGAAAACAAGGGACAGGACAACUUUUGCAUGCCGUACGAGGAAGACAGUCCUGCCCUGGCGCUCAGCGAAGCCACAGACCCCCAAGAAAAGGAACACGGACCCGCCCUGAGCCACAGAAACGAGGGGCAGACGUAACCCCCGCGCCCCGGCCCGCCCGACAGCCGGCGGUCUGCAGCCCAGGCCAGUGGAAGGGAACGGCUUCGCACCGGUUCCUAAGGAGAUGGACAGACAUAUUUUUGUUGUUGUUCGUUUUAGAGGAAAAAAAACCCAAAAACCAGUGUUUUGAAGAGGUGACUUAAAACUGUGGAGGGUGGGAGGGGUUU